UGAGCCGUUUAUUAAAGGUUUCUAGAAAUGAAUUUCCGGGGAUCACAGUGAGGCACUGGACUGGCUGUCUUACAGUAUAGGCAGUUUUGUCUCCUUCCUGCUGUCCCAACUACUGCCUUCAAUGCGCCAGGACAGCUAAAAUCAUUUCCGGGGUCCCUCCGGGAGGAGAAGCUGUGUCAGAAUAACCGGAAACCCCCCCCCACUUCCCAGCGCCCCCUACUGCGCCUGCGCGUCACUCGGCGGCGCGCUCUCCCGAGGCAUUGUGGUUGUUGUAGUCUCCCCGUAUCCUUGGCGCCCACCGUUCCGUGACGCCGCCGCCCCUCAGCCACACCCCGCAGUGUCCCUCCGGGGCCGCCGCGGGGCCUGCGAACCGGGCGCAGCGUUCAGGCCAGUCAGCUGUUUCUCCUUGGGCAAAGGGCGGAAGCCCGAGCAGCCUGGGGCGGAGCUUCGCGUAGAGCGAACGCCCACCCGUCCUACGUGCUCGUUCGCCUCUGUUCGCUGCGCGCGAGCCGGGAGUCCCCCGCGGCGGGCGGCGGCGGCGGCGUUGGCGGAAGGAGGCGGCGGUGGAGAGAAGCCCGCGGCUGCCGCGGCGAUAGCGAAAUGGCGGAGACCGUAGCGGACACCCGGCGGCUCAUCACCAAGCCGCAGAACCUGAAUGACGCCUACGGGCCGCCCAGCAACUUCCUCGAGAUCGACGUGAGCAAUCCGCAGACAGUGGGGGUCGGCCGGGGCCGCUUCACCACCUACGAGAUCAGGGUCAAGGUGAGGCGGGUGGUGGUGCCCAUCUUUAAUCUCAGAAUCUCUACUGUUAGAAGAAGAUACAGUGACUUUGAGCAUCUUAGGUCGAAACUAGGAAGGGACUGCAAAGUUGUCGUUCCCCCACUCCCGGGGAAAGCAUUUUUGCGGCAGCUUCCUUUUAGAGGAGACGAUGGAAUAUUUGAUGAUAAUUUCAUCGAGGAAAGGAAGCAAGGGCUGGAACAGUUCAUAAACAAGGUAGCUGGUCAUCCCGCCCAGAAUAGACGUUGUCUUCAGUUUUUACAGGAUGAAAUCAUAGAUAAAAGCUAUACUCCAUCUAAAAUAAGACAUGCCUGAGUUUGGCAA
This is a messenger RNA of Rattus rattus (black rat), 1101 nucleotides long. RefSeq names its product sorting nexin-3-like. Gene Ontology annotation, cellular component: early endosome membrane; retromer complex. Gene Ontology annotation, molecular function: phosphatidylinositol-3-phosphate binding. NCBI's taxonomy places the organism in Eukaryota, Metazoa, Chordata, Mammalia, Rodentia, Muridae. The record is from RefSeq and is a predicted model, not a curated record. Gene Ontology annotation, biological process: endocytic recycling; late endosome to Golgi transport.